AUGGCGGUACCGCCAGUCAUGUUCAACCGGACUGUCGUCAAGACCAAUGGUCUUAAAACGGCCUUCUUAUACCAUGCCACGACGCUCCAGCCUGCUCGGUCAAUUUUUAGGUGGUCCAAGACAGAAACUCGCUUGGCAAGCAAGAACGGCUGCUCAAAAGAUGUGGAGGCUGUUAUGCCAAAGGCAAGAUUUCUUGUCACCGUAGCCAUUGCAGAGAUUGUUAUUAAAAAGACAGCCUUGGGAUGA
Messenger RNA from Penicillium longicatenatum, 246 nucleotides. RefSeq lists its product as uncharacterized. The transcript has a single exon. The coding region runs from base 1 to 246 and encodes 81 amino acids. The record is from RefSeq and is a predicted model, not a curated record. NCBI's taxonomy places the organism in Eukaryota, Fungi, Ascomycota, Eurotiomycetes, Eurotiales, Aspergillaceae.